AUGAAGAAGAGCUCUUCUUUUCUCUUGGGCCACGCCGUCUUGGCUGACGUAUUGUCGGCACAACAAGUAUACGUGCCGGCAGGAGGUCCAACACCACGACCGCAAUGCCCAUGCUCAAAGGUCAAGGAGCCUCACUAUUCCUAUCAGCCCUUUAGCUUCACACUCACAGAAACUGUCCGAUAUGCCACAUCGGUACCUGCCCCGACGGCUACAACUACAUACGCUCCUCCUCCUGAUGCGGUGUCUGCCUUGGUCCCUUCUCUGUCGUAUGCCACAUGGGGCAACUGGAAUCGCAAUGCUCCCGUCAAGGCAAACGAUACCAACGAUCCAUAUGGUCAAGCUGCUUGGACUGCUCUUUGGCAGCAUGCCGACCCGCCAAACUUCACGGAAAGGGCUUUGUACAGCACAACUGUGUCUCCAACGCCCGUUGCUACCAGUGAGCUAGUGCUCCCUCCUCGAGACUACUUUGGACCGACCGACUGUUACGACUUUCCGGCCAACUUCUCCUUUGGAGUGGCCAGCUCCGCCUCCCAGAUCGAAGGCGCUGCCGCUGAUGAGGGCAAAUCUCCGUCUCUCAUGGACAUUCUGGUUCGGGAUUCGCGGCCAAAGUCUUACACGACCAAUGAACACUACUAUCUCUACAAGCAGGAUAUUGAACGCGUGGCGGCAAUGGGCGCCAAGUACUUCUCCUUCAGUCUCGCAUGGACUCGCAUUCUACCGUUUGCCUUGCCAGGAACACCAGUCAACAGGAAAGGCAUUGAUCACUACAACGACGUCAUCAACUUCAUCCUGGAGAAGGGCAUGAUUCCCGUCGCCACCCUGCUUCACUUUGACACGCCCCUCCAGUUCUACGGAGGUAACCUCACAACGGCCGCCGACAAGCCCGAGAUUGGAUACGUGAAUGGUGCGUACCAGAACGAGUCCUUCCCGGACGCCUUUGUCCACUACGCCAAGGUCGCCAUGACACACUACGCCGAUAGGGUUCCCAUCUGGUUCACCUUCAACGAGCCCCUGCUCUACUCGUACAAUGCCAAGUCCAUUGACCACGUCAUCAGGUCUCACGCCCGAGUCUACCACUUCUACAAGGAGGAGCUAAGGGGGACUGGACGCAUCUCUCUCAAGUUCAACAACAACUUUGGUGUGCCGCGGAACCCAAACAGCGAGGCUGACGUAUAUGCUGCCAACCACUUCAACUCGAUUCAACUGGGGCCAUUUUGCGACCCCAUCUAUCUGGGAAAGGACUAUCCCGAGUCGUUCAAAAAGACUUUCCCUGAUUACAUCCCUCUGAGCAAAGAGGACUUGCGAUACAUUGGAGGUACAGCCGACUUUCUCGGCAUCGAUCCGUACACCGCAACCGUCGUGGCUCCUCCAGUUCCCAAUGACUCCAACAGCGUCCUGGAAUGCGCGGCCAACUCGUCGUCGACGUUCAGGCCGUACUGUGUCAAUCAAACCUCCGUCACUGUCCAUGGCUGGGACAUUGGGUAUCGUUCACAGUCUUAUGUAUACAUUACUCCCACAUACUUGCGGAGCUACCUCAACUAUCUGUACAACACCUGGAAGACCCCAGUCGCCAUCACAGAGUUUGGAUUCCCCGUUUUUGCAGAGUCGGAAAAGGCAUUGUCUGACCAGUUGUUCGACUCUCCCCGGAGCAUCUACUACCUGAGCUACAUGUCCGAGGUUCUCAAGUCCAUCUGGGAGGAUGGUGUGGAGGUAAUUGGUGCGUAUGCUUGGUCAUUCGCAGAUAAUUGGGAAUUUGGCGACUAUAGUGCACAGUUUGGAUUGCAGGUGGUGAAUCGUACGACGCAGACAAGGUAUUUCAAGAAGAGCUUCUUUGAUCUGGUUGACUUUAUGAGGGCGAGGGGGGCAUAA
Molecule: messenger RNA, 1869 nt
Organism: Metarhizium brunneum ARSEF 3297
Lineage: Eukaryota; Fungi; Ascomycota; Sordariomycetes; Hypocreales; Clavicipitaceae
Gene: BGLU4
Product: Beta-glucosidase 4
Biological process (GO): carbohydrate metabolic process
Molecular function (GO): beta-glucosidase activity
Source: RefSeq, a predicted model, not a curated record